Molecule: messenger RNA, 1637 nt
Organism: Zerene cesonia (dogface butterfly)
Lineage: Eukaryota; Metazoa; Arthropoda; Insecta; Lepidoptera; Pieridae
Gene: Clp
Product: cleavage and polyadenylation specificity factor subunit 4
Exons: 4
Coding region: 110-976 (288 amino acids)
Molecular function (GO): RNA binding; zinc ion binding
Source: RefSeq, a predicted model, not a curated record
AUUUGACAUUUGCAUUUUUACUGUGUCCAAAGUAAAAUAGCGUAGCGCGGUUUGUUGUUAAAUUUGUUAGGUUUUAACACUUAGGGUAAUAUCAAUUAUUUUAGUAGCUAUGGAAGUCAUUGUGGCAAACGUAGAUCAUAUCAAAUUCGAUAUUGAUUACGCAUUGGAACAGCAAUAUGGAGCACUACCCUUGCCUUUCCCUGGGAUGGACAAAUCGACUGCGGCUGUUUGCGAAUUUUUUGGACAACCAGGCGGUUGUAGCAAUGGUCCUCAAUGCCCUUACAGACACGUCCGUGGAGACCGCACAGUCGUGUGCAAGCAUUGGCUACGUGGACUCUGUAAAAAAGGCGAUCAAUGUGAAUUUCUUCAUGAAUAUGACAUGACUAAGAUGCCGGAAUGUUACUUUUAUGCUCGAUUCAAUGCCUGUCAUAAUAAAGAGUGCCCAUUCCUACACAUAGACCCAGAGAGUAAAAUUAAAGACUGUCCUUGGUAUGAUAGAGGAUUUUGCAGACAUGGUCCCCACUGUAGACACAGACAUGUCAGGAGAGUGUUGUGCAUGAACUAUUUAGCUGGUUUCUGUCCAGACGGUUCUAGCUGUAAGUUCAUGCAUCCAAGGUUUGAGCUUCCUGCUCCUCCAGAACAAACUAAAGAUGCUAAACGUCUGCCCGUAUGCCAUUACUGUUCAGAAGUCGGCCAUAAAGCAUCCACAUGUAACAAGAUUCCACCUGAUCAAAAAGAAGUAGUAUUAAGACAAGAGGAGGCAAGAUACAGAUCUCUAGGCUAUGUGAAGCAAGUGACUGAGGAUGGUGACAUACACAGAGUGCAGCGGUUAAUGCACAAGCCAUUAGAAGAAGUGACUUGCUUCAAGUGCGGGACGAAGGGACAUUAUGCAAACAAAUGUCCCAAAGGACACCUGGCAUUCCUCUCGAAUCAACCUGGACAGAAUCCCAACCACAUGUUCAAAAAACCUAACUAGUAUAAGCUUAUGAAGUCUUACAAGACUUCAUUCUAGUUUUAGGGGAAGUGUAACUGGUGUUAUCAGUGCUAGAAGCUUUGGUACUUGCUGGCCAAAAAUGACAUAAGUGACGUUUUUGUGCUGGUUUUUAUUUUUCCCGAUAGUGUACAUAUGAACAUUCUGGUUUUUUUUUUGUAGAUUUAAGAAAUUUAAUUUUGUGUGAUUUAGAGAAACUGAUAAAAUUAUGAAAUUUAUUUGAUCAUGGUGUCUCUCUUUUCAAAAUAAUUUUGUUUGUCCUAUUUCAUUCACUAGUAUUCAAAUAAAUUACAUAUAUUUUUUUCUAUUUGUUGUGUACUGUGAGGGUACCACUUUAUCAUUGCAUUCCCUUUAACAUCUAGUUCACAAAUUAUAUUUCUAAUCAUAUUCAUUCAACUAUUUUAUUCUGUAAAUAGUAGAUAGCUUCAAGAAAAUCAUUAUCUUGGUUUUCCGCUAUAGUAGACUAAAUGAAGGUUAUAGUUAACUUCACCACAAUAUGUUAAAAAUAAAACACAAAAUUGGUUCAUGCCUUAAGAAAUAGCAUAGGAAAAAUUGUAAAUAUUGUGUAAAGACUAUUUGUAUAUAAAUAAACUAAAAGAAUGUCUUAGUAUUUCUUUUUCGCAUCACAAAUAAUUUUUAUAUGAAC